Phoenix dactylifera (date palm) is the source of this 2142-nucleotide messenger RNA. RefSeq names its product basic helix-loop-helix (bHLH) DNA-binding superfamily protein (gene ICE1). Gene Ontology annotation, biological process: regulation of DNA-templated transcription. NCBI's taxonomy places the organism in Eukaryota, Viridiplantae, Streptophyta, Magnoliopsida, Arecales, Arecaceae. The record is from RefSeq and is a predicted model, not a curated record. Gene Ontology annotation, molecular function: protein dimerization activity; sequence-specific DNA binding; DNA-binding transcription factor activity. Gene Ontology annotation, cellular component: nucleus.
CUUUCUCUCUCUUAUUGCCUUCCCUCUUCUUCUUCUUCUUCUUCUUCUUCUUCUCUCGUGAGCUCUCCUCCUUAGAAACAGGGGUAGAACAGAGCACAAGAUGCUCUCCCGGGUUAACGGCAUCGUCUGGAUGGAGGACGGCGUCGGCGCAGGAGGCGACGACGAGGACGCCGCCUCCUGGCCGCGGCCCAACCCCGGUCGAGCCGACGGCGCCGCCGAGAACAAGGACGAGGUGGGCCUCGCCGGCUUCAAGUCCUUGCUCGACGACGACUGGUACAUCGGCGGCGGGACCGCCACCACCGACCCCGGCCCAUCCACCCAUGAGGGCUUCGAUGGCCUCCCGACCCAUCAUGACCUCAAAGGCGUCGCCUUUUCUUCGAACGCCUCGCCGGCGGAGGCUCUGCUUCUCCCUCCCGUGGAAUCCUCCUCCUGUUCCCCCUCCUCUGUCUUCCACCUCGACCCCUCCCUGCCCUUCUUCCCGCCAAAGUCCGCCCUCUCCUCUCUCCUCAGCUCGGUUUGCUCGAAUCCCUUGGACGCCGCGUUUGAUCUUGGCAGCGACGCGCCGGGGUUUCUUCCGGUGUCGAGUUCCCCUGUUCUGGCGAGCAGGGCAGGCGCCGGAGGGGUGCUGGGAUUCGCCGGAUUGGGGCCCGGAGGGCAGAUAGGUUGCCCCGAUCUGAGCUCCGGCGCCCAGUUCCCAGGCGGCGCUCGAAUGCUGCUGCCACCCGAGAAUUGCUCGGGUUCAAGCUCCGGUGCCGCUUUCAACCCUUUCGAAAGCUUCGAGAACGCUCCAUUCCUCAGCCGAAGCAAGACGUUGAGGCCUCUGGAGAUAUUCCCUCCGGUGGGGUCGCAGCCAACUCUAUUCCAGAAGCGGGCAGCGGCUCUGCGCCAGAAUUCGGUGGUGGCUGGGCAGAAAGGUGGCAGCUUGGCGUUCUGGGGGUCGGAAGGAGGGGGACUCGGAAGCCAUGGGAGGAGUGGAGUGGAGGAGGAACAUGAGAAGAAUAGGAAGGGGAGUGAGGAGGAUGAGAUGGAUGAGGCGAGCUUCGAUGCCUCGGGUUUGAAUUAUGAUACAGAUGAUGCUGCGGGGGAGAAUGUGAAGGGUGAUGAGAACGCUAAGAGUGGUGGUGGUGGUGGUGGUGGUGGUGGUGGAGGUAGCAAUUCGAAUGCCAACAGUAUGGUGAUGGGCGGCGGAGACCAGAAGGGGAAGAAGAAGGGGAUGCCAGCGAAGAAUCUGAUGGCCGAGAGGCGGAGGAGGAAAAAGCUCAAUGACCGGCUUUACAUGCUCAGAUCUGUAGUUCCAAAGAUCAGCAAGAUGGACAGGGCUUCAAUUCUAGGCGAUGCGAUUGAUUACUUGAAGGAACUAUUGCAGAAGAUCAAUGAUCUUCACAAUGAACUUGAGUCGGCACCUUCCAGUUCUUCAUUGCCUUCUGCAGCUACUGCAAGCUUUCAUCCUGUGACGCCUACACUUCCAACCCUACCAUGCCGUGUGAAGGAGGAGCUCUGCCCAAGUUCAUUACCAAGCCCAAACAGUCAGCCGGCUAGGGUUGAAGUCAGGGUAAGGGAAGGCCGAGCAGUCAACAUCCAUAUGUUUAGUGCCCGUAGACCUGGUCUCUUGCUAUCCACAAUGAGGGCACUUGAUGGUCUUGGGCUGGACAUUCAACAGGCAGUCAUCAGCUGUUUCAAUGGGUUUGCCCUAGAUGUUUUCCGAGCUGAGCAAUGCAAGGAUGGCCCCGGUGUUCUGCCAGAAGAAAUCAAGGCAGUGCUCUUGCACUCUGCAGGCUUCCAAAGUACGAUGUAGCGUGCCAUCAUAGAUGAGUUCCAAUUGCACUGAUGGCUGUUCAUCCUUAUGAGGAGCUGGAAGGCUUCACUGAUUCUGUGUAGUAAUCAAUGCUUUCAAGCCAAAUAUAAACAGUUCGACCGUUCCUUGUGUCUGUAAUGUGGGGAUGAUGCCUAGUAGGCCAAUUCCUUGAAGCUGGCUUGGCAGCAAGGAAAUACUUUCUCGCUCUUUUUCCAUUUUAGAACAAAACUUCUCAGUUGAAUUAUCAAAUGGUAUGAUAUGUGGUUAUGUUCUUCAUUUAAUCUUUUAAGUUGUAAACAUGUGCUUCACAAUUUAGCAUGAGAGUAAGCAGCUCGUCAUUUUUUUAA